UUUUUUUUUAUUUUUUUAUUUUUCAUUUCCAAGCUUCUUAAUUUCUCCCUUGUCAUCAAAUUUCUCUUAAACCCAACUUCAAAACCCUAAAAUCCAUUUUUUAGCUCUUUGUUGCAUGUUUUUCUUUAAUUUUUAGCCUUUCCCCCCUUUUUUGGGUGUUAACUAUAGAUGUUAGAGCCAUGGAUAUAGCCCUUGCAAACCCCACACCAAAGUCGCCGGAGGCAUCGCCGGAGAUCGAGCCGGUGAGUGAAACGCCAACUCGGAACCAACCCGGCAAGCCCAUAUCUUUCACCAACGGCGUUCUGAAGCGUCACAAGCCUCAGCACCACCGCCUCCACCAAGCGCCACCCAUCGUCUUAACCUACAAAGAAUGUCUGAAAAACCAUGCAGCCUCCUUAGGCGGCCACGCUUUAGACGGUUGCGGUGAAUUCAUGCCUUCCCCAUCAACCACCCCAACUGACCCUACUUCACUCAAAUGCGCCGCUUGUGGCUGCCACCGCAAUUUCCACCGACGUGAACCCGAUGACCUACCCCCCACAACAGCCACCGCCAUGAUAGAAUACCAACCCCAACAACGCCACCAUCCGCCACCACCGGCAAACCAACCGAAUCGUAGUCCUAACUCAGCUUCCCCACCGCCGAUCUCAUCAUCUUACUACCCUUCAGCACACCACAUGCUUUUGGCUCUCUCGGGAGGCCUAACAAACUCUCAUUUACCAGCUGGUGGCCUUACUGCAAAUCUUGGGUCGAACUCGAAGAAAAGGUUCAGAACAAAGUUCACUCAGUAUCAGAAGGAGAAGAUGCUGGAGUUUGCUGAGAAAAUUGGGUGGAAAAUCCAGAAGAGAGAUGAAGAAGACAUUCAAGACUUCUGCCAUGAAGUUGGGGUUGAUAGAGGGGUUUUAAAAGUCUGGAUGCAUAACAAUAAGAACACUUUUGGGAAGAAAGAUCAAGCCAAUGGAGGAUCAAGAGAUGGAAUAAUUGGAGGUGUUGGACUCAACCAUGAAGAACACCAACAUAACAACAGCAGCAGCAGCAACAACAACAGCGACAUCAGAACUGGUUAGAAUCUGAACCAUCACUUGGAAACUGAUAGUGUUGCACAUGUCGGAACUAAUGGCUGCUCUUCUUCCUCUUGAUGUGGUUGAUGGUGAUGGUGAUCAGCUUCAUCUUUCUUUCUUUCUUUUCCUUUUUCCUCAUGGGGAGAUAAUAAGCUGUUAGAUUAGAGUAAGGGACUUGUUUAUUAGUUUAAAUUUUGUUUCUUUCAUUUUGGUUCCCAAUUAGUUUAAUUGAAAGAUCAUCACUUUGCUACUGAUAUAACCUGCUGGGAACUGAGAGCUGCUAUGAAUCCAAAAGGGAAUUUAUUUUCUUUCUUCUUUCAAAU
Molecule: messenger RNA, 1381 nt
Organism: Hibiscus syriacus
Lineage: Eukaryota; Viridiplantae; Streptophyta; Magnoliopsida; Malvales; Malvaceae
Product: zinc-finger homeodomain protein 10-like
Exons: 1
Coding region: 180-1064 (294 amino acids)
Biological process (GO): regulation of DNA-templated transcription; regulation of developmental process
Cellular component (GO): nucleus
Molecular function (GO): transcription cis-regulatory region binding; DNA-binding transcription factor activity
Source: RefSeq, a predicted model, not a curated record